Messenger RNA from Hibiscus syriacus, 1023 nucleotides. Its product is annotated as putative leucine-rich repeat receptor-like protein kinase At2g19210. The record is from RefSeq and is a predicted model, not a curated record. The coding region runs from base 1 to 1023 and encodes 340 amino acids. The transcript has 5 exons. NCBI's taxonomy places the organism in Eukaryota, Viridiplantae, Streptophyta, Magnoliopsida, Malvales, Malvaceae.
AUGAUAAAGGUGUUGUUAUUUGCAAAUUUCUUUGCUCAAAAGGCCUUUUCCGAAGACUGGACGAGGAUAGACUGUGGAUCAGACACAAGCUAUAAAGAUGCCAAUGGAGAUACUUGGAAUUCCGAUGAUGAUUACAUUAAAGCAGGUGACAAUAAACAGGUUGCUCCGAGCAGUUCUUCCAAAGUCGAGCAACUGAAUACGUUACGCGUCUUCUUCAAACAAAACAAGAUCUGUUACACUUUGCCUACUCCAUCAUCAACCCGAUAUCUCGUGAGGGCUAUGUUCUGGUAUGGCAACUAUGAUGGCCUUUCCAAGCCAAGGGAUAUGGCUUGGUUCAAUAGUUAUCGCUACGAUUAUGGAGCCAACGAUAGGAUUCUUGGGUAUCCUGAUGAUCCAUUCAACCGCAUUUGGGAGCCUCAGAUUCCACCUGGCCUAGAGUCGGUAACUGCGAAUUUCACUUCCAUCGAUGUUACAUCUGUUAAUGACCCUCCCGAUUCUGCAAUAAUUACUGCAGUUGAGGCUCAAAGUUCAUCGGAUACUAUUCACUUGAGUUUUAGUUUUGGCAAUAUAAGCCACCUAGAUCAUGUGGAAAUGUACUUCACUGAGCCAUUCCUGCAAACUAGUGAGACUAGAUCCUUCAAAGUACUCUUGAACAAAAGUUACGUUAACACUACCAACCCAGAAUACCAGAAGUGUGUCAGCAUCGGGGCAAAUUCCCUGUCUGUCGGCACUUUGAAUGUUCAGCUUGUACCAACCAGCGAUUCUACAUUAUCACCAAUAAUAAGUGCCAUAGAAGUUUACACUGUUAGCGAACCUCUUGUCACUGCAACAACAUCACAAAAUGACUUGGAUGGAUUAGGAGAAUUUGUCCACAACUUUGAACAACUGAAGGGAUGGAACGGGGAACCAUGUUUACCGAAUGACACCAUCUGGCAGCGGCUGAACUGCAGCACUGAUUAUCAACCUCCAAGAAUAUCUUUCUGGAUACAGUCUGCAAGGUUAUCUCCCGGAUUCAGUACCUAA